Molecule: messenger RNA, 6080 nt
Organism: Coregonus sp. 'balchen'
Lineage: Eukaryota; Metazoa; Chordata; Actinopteri; Salmoniformes; Salmonidae
Source: the annotation of a GenBank genome assembly
AUGAACAACGCGCAAGAUAUGUCUCCCGAUUUUGUCUUGAUGCGCCUGGUUUCCGCGGCCGAGGAUGACCGCUUGGACGAGGAGAAUGGGAAUCUGUCCUCGGGUGGAGUGGUGGCAGGACUCGGUAAAGAGGUCUUGGCUCAUAGUAACAUGAAAGGGGGCUUGGAAUUCGCCCGAGAUCCUACGACAGGCCUCGCGCAUUCCGGCCAUCUCUCUUCGCUGAACAAUGCACAGCAGAGCGGCGGAACGGCGGCACCUGACACGGGAGUGAUGGCGACUAGACCGUCGGUGUCUAUUCCUCCUCCUCCACAGAGCGCCAUGGAGGCCAAGGGCUUUGAGUUCGCCCACAGAGGCGGCUUACGGCCUCAACUCCUGGUGUUUCCUAACAUAUUGAGGGAUGGUGAGGUGAUUUUAGACCGUGAAUCCGACCAUCGGAAUCAGUCGAGGGAACAUAUUGGUUUGGACAAGACCUCCGGCUCUGGCUCCGACCUAAGCGGAGGCAUCAAUAACAAUACGCUCAGCGCCGGCGACGCGCAACAGCAGAACCAUCUGUCCCAGAGCUGGGGUCUGCAUCCCCGGGCAGCAUUAUCCACGGUUGCUGCCGAUAUCGAGGGAGGUGAGCUAUGCCACCGGCACCGUUUGAUCACCAACCCAUCAGACUGGCCUCCAUUAUCGGAUAAAUCCAAUCCUCUCACCAUAAUAGAAUCGAAAUGGGGGUGCACACCCGGGGAGCUCCCCGACGGCCCGGUGUUCGACCUGGCCAGAAGGUUCGGGGAGCUGGGGCUCGGCGCAGUACCCAAGAUAUUAUUCAAGGACGGGGAGAUGCCCCAGUGCUCGUGUCAGGGCGCACAUGGGCCGGCACCGGCGGGGAUGGGGCAUGGGGAUGACCCGACUGAGACUAGCGAUGCUUUGUUAGUGCUGGAGGGGCCUGGGGACUGGGGACGUGGCCAGCCUGGGUAUCACAGGCUGCCCCGAGGACGAUUCAGAUGAAAGUCGAGCACGUCGAGUUCAGAAGAUGUCCGGUGCAUUUUCUCUCAGUAGCUUUCAAGCAGAGUUGACAAGACAGAUGGAAGGGGCGGCUGGAGAGCCUUGUCCGUCGGCGCACGGUGAUGCACAAGGAUGUAGCCUGCAUGGAAACGUACCCAACCCAACUCAACCGAGCCCUGGAGAUACAGAACAGAAUCCGGAGGUGUCGACAUUACCUGGGGCCUCUGCGACUACACCGAGGUCGGACCGACUUGUCAGUCCAAACCCUAGCCAGGCAUCGACACCCCGGAAGCGGGCGGACAAGUGCGUCAGUGCGCCCCGGACUCCAACCGGUCGGGGAAGCGCUGGAGAGAAAACACUAAAAGUUCCAGGGAAGUCCAGAAAGGGCUCACUUAAAAUACGCCUGAGUAAACUUUUCAGAACUAAAAGCUGUAGUGGUUCCAAUAGCCUUCUGGAUAAGAGGCCAUCAGUGGCCUAUUCAAUCUCCUCUGCUGGAAGUCUGAUAGAUAUGGCCAGUGCAAGUGGUGGGGAGCAUGACGUGGACAGGUAAGGACUUCCACACUUUUAAGCAUUGUGAGUAAUUACUGACUGUAUGCCUAUAAUUUAUAAUAGGCUAUAGAGGUCAACUCAUUUAUUGAUUGAUCACAGUGCCAGGUAAUAUUGUAGGACCUAUCCUAAAAUAUAACAUUUUCUAUCAGGAUAUUAUAGGCCCAUAACUGUCAGAAUCUUUUCUAAAUUUGUGCUUUUCUAAAUCUAGGCUAGAUAACUCUAACAUCUAUUUUUCACCCUAUCACUUCUAUAUUCCAUCCCUUUAGAACUUAUUUCAUUCCUAUUUUGCUGUCUUUCUCUUGCCACAGCCAACCCCGAAUGACCAGGGCCCAAAGUGCCUUCUCUUCUGCUUCCUUUGUUCCUUUCACUGGUAAGGGGCUCUACUGUUUCUUGGCUGAGGAGGCAAACUCUGGUCCAAGAACUGACGUUUCUUUACUAGCAUCACUCUCUUCCUCUGUCAUUUCCUUUCUCAUUUGUGGCACUUGGUCUUUCCCUCUCUCUCUUUCUCUUUCCUUCUUUCCAUUGCUGGGUGUAGGUGAGACUGUUUCAUUGGUGGAUGUGGAUAUUUCGAGGAGAGGGGCGAACACUCCGCACCCUCCCACGCCUCCACCUCCGCCACGCAGAAGUCUCAGUCUAUUAGGUACUUUACCUCCUCUCUUUCUCUCUGUUCUUUCUCUCUUUCUCUCUGUUCUUUCUCUCUUUCUCUCUGUUCUUUCUCUAUUUCUCUCUGUUCUUUCUCUCUUUCUCUCUAUGUGUGUCUCUCUGUAUAGUAGCCUAUUUUUCUCUGUGUGCUUCCUUGUGUCCCUCCCUUUCUUGCACGCAUCUCUUUUGCCUAUGUUUCUACCUGUAGGCACACACAAACACUAAAAAGGAUUCCUGCAUACCCUCACUCACCCUACUCUCCGAUACCCAUCUUAUUACCCUCUCCUGAAAGCUAUAUCACAGUAAUAUCACAGUAUAUAAACAUGCCCAUUCUGUUCUAUGGUGAUGGAGAGCCUAAUAGCUUUACUCCAUCUCUGACCCCCACGGCAACACUCACAUCAACAGCCAUAAGUCUGAGGGACUGUUGUAUUGUGGCCUUAUAGACCAGUGUUUCUCAACGUUGAUCCUGGGGACCCACCCUCUCGACCUAUCAUAAUUGAAUGUUCAGCCAAGCAGUGGUACAAGGACAAACCAAUUUACUGAAUGUCACGUUGAAUCACACAUUUCUCUCAACCUAGAAAUAUAACCAUACAUUAGAUGUUGUUUUGAUUUGUUAGUUACCCUAGAAUACUUCAAGGAGUACAUUUUUAUCCGAAAAACGAACACUACAAAUAAGUCUUGUUAAUUGGUCGAGACGAAAACUUCACAUCACAGUGGGUCCAGAGGAGCGGAGUUGAGAAAGCCUGUGAUAUAGACCCCUCCCUGGUCUGAAACCUCCCCUUCCCCUCCCUGCUCUGUUCCAGAUGACAUAGGUGGGCCGCAGCCUGGUCCUUUCCUAGUGAGUGUUAUGGGGGCCUCCCUACAGUCCCUCCCCCUGCCUCUUCCUCCUCCUCAUCCCUCCCAUGCCACCAUCCAGCAUAGUAUCAGCCUCAAUGGUAAGACACCAGAGAGCAGAGAGCUGGGAGCUGUGCAUGGGGCAAACAGGGGGAGGGUGUCGUCGGGGGAUAGAGCACGUAAUGGCCAGAGCUAAGACUCUGAAAAGACCAUAAUACAAAACAGUACCAAUAUGAUAUGUUUAUAAUGCUGUAUUUAUAAACGUGUGGAUAUAUCAGUAAUCAUAAACAUGUAUAAUAUCUGCAGUUAUGAAUAUAUAUGUAACAUAAAACCUAUAUGCCUGUCGGCCAAUGUCUAAGGUCGUAGAGUGGGUAACAUAAAUAGAGUGAUAUGUUGUGACACUUGCGUGUUGUGGUGAAGGUUGCAUAAUUGCCAUCAGGUCAAAUACUGUAAGUGCUUGUAGUCAGGAAAGACUAUACAGACCAAUCAGCGUGGAAAUGAAUCGUGAAGGUGCAUGGUGUGCGGUCGCAACCAAUGCUUGUCUAAUCUUUUUAUUAUAAAUAUGCCUUGAGAAUUAGUAUUUGUGGCACUUGGUCUGUCUAAGCAGUCUUGCUCAAAUAGAACAUUCAUAUCACUGUGUCUAACUGAAUAUUUCUCUAUUUGUUACAGAUGCAUUCCUCCGGGCCCUGCCUCACUCCACCUCUUCACAGCUCCUCUCAGCCCCUCCCCCUUCCAGGUUGGCCCCACCCCCAAGGCUCUGUCCUCUGAGGAGGCCUGAGGCCAGCAACUUCACCGCUAGUCUGAGAGAGCUGGAAAAGGUAAUUGCGACACACUCAACGACACUCGCAAGUACACAUAAAUAUUGACUGAAUAUAGACCCACUACUAAUCGAUUGGGUUACAUACGAACAAAUAUGUACAAACCUUUCAUUGAUGAUAACUGCCUUUUUUACAUUUACAUUUACAUUAUUUAGCAGACGCUCUUAUCCAGAGCGACUUACAGGAGCAAUUAGGGUUAAGUGCCUUGCUGAAGGGCAAAUCGACAGAUUUUUCACCUAGUUGGCUCGGGGAUUAGAACCAGCGACCUUUCGGUUACUGGCACAACGCUCUUAACCACUAAGCUACCUGCCGCCCCGGUGUGUGUGUGUGUGAUAACAAACCUUUAAUCGAUGAUAACUGCCUCCUUGGUGUGUGUGUGUGAUAACAAACCUUUAAUUGAUGAUAACUGCCUCAUGACAUUCAUUCAGUUCUGUGUUUGUAUUUUAUUCUAUGGAUGAUGUGUGUGUGUGUGUGUGUGUGUGUGUGUGUGUGCGUUUGUAUGUGUGUGUGUGUGUGCAUUUGUGUGUGUGUGUAUGUUUCUAUGAUAUUAGUUCCUAAUCACCUACAUGUCUAUCCCCAGUGUGGCUGGUACUGGGGUCCUAUGAACUGGGAGGAUGCAGAGAUGAAGUUGAAGGGGAAGCCUGACGGGGCGUUCCUGGUGAGGGACAGCUCUGACCCCCGCUACAUCCUCAGCCUCAGCUUCCGCUCCCAGGGAGUCACACACCACACGCGCAUGGAGCACUACAGAGGUGAGUCGUGUGUACUGUAAAUAAUCAUAAACACACACAGGCACACACACACAGUCAGUCAAUCACACAAAUAUAAAUGUUGUAGCUAUAUAAUCACUCAGUCAUUGUGUUCAUUAACCCACACACACACACACAGGCACUCACAAGGAAGCACACACACAGAGCAAAGUGGUGAGUCACCCACAUACAAAGUGAGUGAAACAUACAUGACAUAUGGAUAAUGUACUUCUAACAUGACUCACAGACACACUCAUCAUGCAGUGUACAUACAUGACAGACAGAAAGCAUGCAGUUAAUUAUAUUUAUGUUUUACACAUACUGCACAUAUCAGCCACCUAACCCACGGGGUAGCUGAGAAAAACAAGUUUGAUACAUGACAUAUUAUAUAAUAUGUGCUUAUAACAAGUAAUAAUGCAUUAUACCUGCACACUUUAAAUAAAGUGGUACCCCAAGGUUCUAUUUCAUUCCCCUUUAAAUGGUAUUUGGUUCUGUUUCAUUCCCCUUUAAAUGGUAUGUACGUGUGAGUGUUCGGUGUAACCUCAAGUGGUGUGUCCCUUCCAUGUCUCCGCCUAUAGGGACAUUCAGCUUGUGGUGUCACCCCAAGUUUGAGGACCGAUGUCAUUCUGUGGUGGAGUUUAUCGAGCGAGCCAUCAUGCACUCCAAGAACGGAAAAUUCCUCUACUUCCUGCGAUCACGUGUGCCGGGUAAAAAACUGACCCCAUUCCUACACAGCCUAACUAAUUAGAUGUUUAUGUGAACUACCACUUAGUGUGGUGGUUGGAAUGACAGUAAGCAUAGCAUACAAGGUUGCUGAGAGGUUACGAGCAUCUGUAUUGGUUGUUUGUGCUCACUCGUGUGUGUGUGUGUGCACGUGGAAUGUGUGUGUGUGUUCCAGGGCUCCCCCCUACCCCGGUGCAGCUGCUCUACCCAGUGUCCCGGUUCAGCAACGUCAAGUCCCUGCAGCACCUCUGUCGCUUCUGCAUCCGACAGAUGGUCCGCAUCGACCACAUCCAGGAGCUGCCGCUGCCCAAGUACUGCCAUACUCAAUUUAUCAAAACAUUUAUUUGGCCAUUAAUUUUAGUAGCAUUCUCUCCUGAGCUUUGACAGAAACGCCUCAGCAUAUUCUUUUACUCUAAAUAAAGAAAUCUAAUCCUUGAUUGCCAACAAAAUAAACAUGGAUGAUGUGCUUUGAGACCAAGUGAAAAGUGCUAUAUAUAGCAGCUGUACUUUAAUGCAAUCCAUCAUCAUCCUCAUCUUCAUCAGUUUCCUUUCUUUUAUGGAGAGUGUUAUACACAGAGAGAAUACUACUUCACAUGCUAAACAUAAUGUAAAGGUAUCUUUCUGCAUAAGGGGUUACUCAUUUGACCUCUCUCUCUACAGACCGCUGAUCAUGUACCUGAGGAAGUUCUACUACUAUGAUGCAGAGGAAGAGAUGUACCUGUCAAUCAAGAGCAUUCGACCAGGGGCUGGAGUAGAGCAAGAGGCGGAGUCUCAGACGUAA